CAACAUUUGAUGUUUUUGUUUAGGUGAGCCAGAGAGCCUUUUCGAGGUUUUUGGAAAGAGCGCUUAAAUGUACAAGGCUGUUUAGUUUUGUAUUAUUGAUGUUGACUGCUCAGAAAUGUGCUUACUGCGAUCCUGAUUCUCCAAAGUUUCAGGAUCUAAGUUGGAUAUUACUUUGUCGUUGCAAUGAAAGUAUUGAUGAACGUGAGCCUGGAUUACAUCAUAUUUAAAUUUUUAAGCAUUGGAAUGGCGUUGGUGUAAACCGGAAUCUCCACUGCAGUCCUUCCAGCUGUCUGAAAAUGAUAAGACUGUUACAUUUCAUCCGACUAUUAGUUGGGGCACAGCUGUUGCACGUGGAACUGCCCUACUAACGAAUGGCCUUCACUAUUGGGAACUUAAAGCUGUAUCUCCACUUUAUGGAACAGAUGUGAUGGUUGGAAUCGGUCGAACAUGUGCAAAACUAGAUCAUUAUUCACAAGAAUUCCGUUCGGUACUUGGUAUUGAUUGUGAUUCGUGGGGAUUAAGUUAUCGUGGUGCACUUAUGCAUGAUGGUCAAACAUAUCCCUUGGGAUCUUGCGCUUUCAAAAAGGGUAGUAUAAUUGGCUGUCUUCUCGAUUUGUGGCAUUUAAAGCUUUACUUCUUCGUUGAUGGACAAUUGAAUCCGAAUGCUUGUUUCAAUCUGCCACGUGAUAAUUAUUAUCCAAUGGUAUCUUCAACUACGUUACGAAGUGGUUUUCGUUUGAUUCGUGCAAAAUCUUACCCAAUCACAUUGCAAUAUUUAAUAUGCCAGUAUUUUCUCCACCAGCAACAAAAGCAACCAUCGUUUCAUGCCUGUUUCAAUUUGACCACUUUAAAAUUUCCUGCUGGUCUUCGGGAAAUUUUAAGCAACACUUUACCUCACUCACUAUUCUUCAAUCAAAUCCAACAAUUAUCCUUCAUUUAUAAUGAUGUAAACAAAGCGCCAUCUCUUCUGCCUGUUGACUCACCUGAUCCUUUCUUAUGGAUUAGUUUUUCUCCAUCUGAUUCAAAUGAUUUAAACAGUAGUACAAAGGGCGAUAUGGAUAAAUUUGACAUUGAACCAUGCUCUCCGGAAGAGUUCGAUUUGUAUUCGGAUGGUUUGUUGAAUGAACGUGAGAGAUCAGUAGACAAAGAAGAUGAUAGUUCUGAUGAAAAUCAUCCAACUUGUGAUGGAAUAAAUGAGACCAAUUUUUAUAUAUCUACAACUACUGAAAGCAGUCAAAAAAGGCGUUAUCAAGCUGCCAUGUCCGCAAAUUGUGUGUUAGACAGACUAUUUGUUUUGGCUGCAAAAUCUACCAAAAAGGACGAUAAGUCUAGUGAACCAACAUCCCAUCUGAUGCGUAAUAUGAACUCUGUUGUUUAUGACCAUGCACUCUGGGGUGAAUUUGACGAAUAAGAAAAACUGUCAAAGUCAUAAAUUUUCAGUGUUACAAUCGAUCUCUUAAUAUCUUUACUGAAAAAUGAAUUUGUAUAUAAAGAGGUUCACAGUGUUGCUUGUAUAUUCUUCAAUCUAAUCUUUCUUUUAUUAAUAUAAAACUUUCGAUAUUA
Messenger RNA from Schistosoma guineensis, 1563 nucleotides. The record is from the annotation of a GenBank genome assembly. NCBI's taxonomy places the organism in Eukaryota, Metazoa, Platyhelminthes, Trematoda, Strigeidida, Schistosomatidae.